This is a messenger RNA of Penicillium canariense, 879 nucleotides long. RefSeq lists its product as uncharacterized. The transcript has 3 exons. The record is from RefSeq and is a predicted model, not a curated record. Lineage: Eukaryota; Fungi; Ascomycota; Eurotiomycetes; Eurotiales; Aspergillaceae. Bases 1 to 879 code for a protein of 292 amino acids.
AUGAUGUGGCUUCAGUCAUGGGCCCAUCUUGCCCUGUUGGCUGGCCUGGCCGCCGCCGUCACGCAGAUCACCGACGAUGAGAUGUCCUCUCUUCUCGAUGCCGGGGCGGUGGAUCUGGCAGACCGUUAUGCGCCCCUAUGGUUCUUUGGUCAGGCCCUGAACCAACCGCCGUGCUACCCAACCUGGGCUUUCGGCGGGUCGCCGACGACUGCGGACGUUUAUGAUGACGCCCACAAGACCCCAGCGGCGCCGCAGUGUGAGUAUCCCGACGUGGGGUGCAACUGCCGCAACCCCGGAGUGGCCAUCGGCAACCCGGGGCCUGCGUUCCCCGUGUACUAUACCUAUCAGCGCUGCAAUGCCACCGAGGUUCGCGUCGCGUACAACUUGUUCUAUGAGAAGGAUGGGGCGACGGUUGGCGCGAUUCAGACUGGUCAUGACUAUGACUGGGAACGCGUGAUCAUUGUCCAUUCGCGGGAUGGCAGCAACAGGUGGGCCCCAUCGCGCGCGCUGCUGUCGGCUCACAGCGGCUACCACGACCUGGCCUGGGGCGACAUCCAGAACACCCUCACCACGGACGAGAUCAAUGCCGGCGACGCGAAGGACCCGAAUGGUGUGCAGAACAACGACCAUCCCAAGGUGUACGUGUCGUGGUCGAAGCAUGCCAAUUUCGACACUCGCAAUACCGGCUGGAAUGACCCGGCCAGCCAGUCGCUGGACAAUGCGUUCCGCAGCCAAGACUGGUGGUACUUUGUUGACCCCCAAUACUAUAUUCGUGCCGACGACAGCACCGACGCUGGAAAGGCCCUGGGCGCCGCAGACUGGGGAAGUGCCACGAGUAACGCGCCAUCCGUGCAAUCGGGCAUUUGCAGUGCAUCGUAG